Molecule: messenger RNA, 939 nt
Organism: Magallana angulata
Lineage: Eukaryota; Metazoa; Mollusca; Bivalvia; Ostreida; Ostreidae
Product: fibroleukin-like
Exons: 5
Coding region: 1-939 (312 amino acids)
Source: RefSeq, a predicted model, not a curated record
AUGAUAAUGUUGAGCGGCGUUGUUGUGAUUCUUUUGUUUCUUUGUCAACCGUCUAUAGCCAUAGUUAUUAAGGCUUACAAAGCAAACCCGCUUCACGACGGCAAAUUGUUUAAUGAUUCCCUUUUACUGGAGGCUCCUUCUAACAGCCUCGGUAACUGUAACUCUAUUUGUGGCCCGGAUUGCAUAUAUUUUGGAUUCAACUUUAAACAGGAAAAAUGUCGGGUUCAUUAUACCACCAAACUAACCAAUGCUGAGAUGGAGGCAGAGUGGAGAUAUUAUGCUCCUUAUGAACCAAAUUAUAAAUCAAAAGACUGCUUAGGGGUUUUUAGAACUGGAAAGAACCGUUCUGGUGUUUUUAGAAUUUACCCAGCAGGGGGCGUUAGCACUGACGUCAUCUGCGACAUGGAAACAAUGGGAGGAGGAUGGACGGUUAUUCAGAAUCGAUUUGAUGGAUCUGAGAAUUUCAACAGAAACUGGAAUGAUUACAAAAGUGGAUUUGGUUCGACUCCAGGCGAAUACUGGAUUGGAAAUGAUGUGAUUCACGAACUGACAAAAGCAAACACUAGCUCGUUGUACGUCACAAUAACACUCACAAACGGAACAACUUUAUUUGAACUCUACGAAAAGUUCUCAAUUGCGAGUGAACUGGACAAUUAUAGGCUAUUUAUUGGGGGACAGGCCUCUGGAACUCUCGGUGACCAGAUGACUGAACAUGAUUUGAAUGGAAUGAUGUUCUCCACACUAGACAGAAAUAAUAAUGAUAAAUGCAGUUCUUAUUUUUGUGCCUCUAGCAACAAAGGGGGGUGGUGGUUUUACUGCUGUCAUUUUGCUUACCUGAAUGGGCUCUACAAUACGUCUGAUUGGUGGGGUCCUUGGUACCCUACAGUUACUACAGGAACAAUGAUCCAGAAAACAUCGAUGAUGUUAAGGAGGAGAUAG